GGCAUGCCCAGAUCUACCAACCACAAGCGUCAAGCAGCGCGAUGUUGCGUUUGUAAAUGGGAAGCGUUGACGACGGACCGCCUUCCACCUACUACUCUCAUUUCAGGUCUCUCUCGCCUCGUCGAAUCGACCCCACUCCCCCGGCCAUCCUCCUCUCUCCCCGCCGAUGGAUCCCUGCGAAUAUCUCAAGAUCACCCGCAACCCAGAUGGUUCCAUCACCCGCCACGCCAUCAUUCCCUCCUCCCCCGCCAACCCCAACGCUACCCCCGUCCUCUCCAAAGAUCUCCCUCUCGAUCCCACCCACAACACCUGGCUGCGAAUCUUCGUCCCUAAUCAAUCAUCUCCUUCCACCGACGGGAAGCUCCCCGUCAUCAUCUACUUCCACGGCGGCGGAUUCAUCCUCGCCAGCGCCGGCACCACCAUCUUCCACGAUUUCUGCGUCAAAUUAUCCGCCGACCUCCCCGCCAUAGUCCUCUCCGUCGAGUACCGCCUCGCCCCGGAGCACCGCCUCCCCGCCGCCUACGACGACGCCGUCGACGCCCUCCUCUGGGCCCGCACCCAGGCCCUCGGCCCCGCCUCCGCAGUCGACGCCCGCACCGACUUCUCCCGGUGCUUCCUGAUGGGCAGCAGCGCCGGCGGCAACAUCGCCUACCACGCCGGCCUCCGCGCGAUGGCCAUGGAUCUGAACCCGCUAAAGAUCCAAGGGCUUAUCCUUUACCAGCCCUACUUUGGAGGGAAAGAGAGGACGGAGUCGGAGGCGAGGAUGGCGGCGGAUCCGAUCCUGGCUCUACCGGUGAACGAUUUGAUGUGGGAGCUGGCGCUGCCGGAAGGGGCGGAUAGGGACCACGAGUACUGUAAUCCGGUGGUCGGGAAGACGGUGGCGGGGCUGCCGCGGUGUCUGGUGAAGGGGCACACGGGGGAUCCGCUUAUCGACCGGCAGAAGGAGUUCUUAAGGAUGCUGGAGACGGGAGGGGUCGAGGUGGUGGCGGAGAUAGAGGAGGGAGGGUGCCACGGGAUCGAAGUGCAUGAUGCCGCGCAGGCCGACAAGCUGAUUGCGGAUAUCCGAGGAUUUAUCGGUCUUGCUGCUGCCACUGCCGGUGCUGGUGAGGGUUAAUCCAUACGACAUGAGUGAGUGAACAAUGAGAUGACAGCGUCUCAUGCUAAAAUUAAGAAUUUAGUCUGUACUUGUUCUUCCCUUUUUUUUUUUUUGUGAAAGAUUGUCCUUCCAAUUAGUCUGUGAUUGUUCUUCCACUAUUUUCCCUUUUACGUCUCUAUUUCCAGCUUCA
Molecule: messenger RNA, 1286 nt
Organism: Elaeis guineensis (African oil palm)
Lineage: Eukaryota; Viridiplantae; Streptophyta; Magnoliopsida; Arecales; Arecaceae
Product: carboxylesterase 1
Molecular function (GO): hydrolase activity
Source: RefSeq, a predicted model, not a curated record